UCCCACCUCCUGCCAUCCUGGGAGUGGGGGGCUGAAGCCAGGGUCUCCGAUGGGCAGGGAGAGGUUCCAGGGUGUGGAGCCGGCCCACAACAGCCCCCUCCCGGCCUGGCCAGAGGCCCUCUCUCCCGGGGGGGCUUGGCCUCCCCCUCCUCCCUUCGCCUCCAGCACCCAGGGCGGCUGCAGACGGCAGAGACUCUGGGGGCGGCCGCGGCGACGGGAUCCACAGGCCAGCGCUGAGCUGCCCAGGCCAGGGCCCUGUGCUCAGCCCAGAAGCUGCAGACGGGGCAUCGGCAGGGCUCCAGCCCCGGCCGCUGUCGAGAUGCCACACUUCCUGGACUGGUUCGUGCCCCUCUACCUGGUCAUCUCCGUCCUCAUCCUGGUGGGCUUCGGCGCCUGCAUCUACUACUUCGAGCCGGGCCUGCAGGAGGCGCACAAGUGGCGCAUGCAGCGCCCCCUGGUGGACCGAGACCUCCGCAAGACGCUCAUGGUCCGCGACAACCUGGCCUUCGGGGGCGCCGAGGCCUGAGCGGACCCCCUCCGUGCCCAGCCAACCUGGACGUCCAGAGACUUGGACUCCUGCAGGCUGCCCCUCUGCAGCCUGGGCGGCCCCCAAAUGAAGUUCCCGGGUUCCCCCAAAGCUGGAAGCGAAGUCGGGGUCCCUGGGUGCCUUGAAGGAUUGCUUUCCGCCUCAAGCCUGCGCACCCCAUGCCAGUCCUCCCCAGCUCUGGGGAUGCUCCCCACUGGCCCCAGUGCCUUUGAACCGCCCGCACUCGCUCCGUCGCCUUGCCCCAGCCUGUUCUGAGCCUCCAGGCUUCUGGGAUAUGCUGGACCACACACUCACACACACACACGCACACAUGCAUGCACGCACACACACGCACACAUGCACGCACACACACACGCACACACACAUGCACACGCAGGCAUACACACACGUGCGCAUGCGCACACACACACCUCGCUCUGUCCUUGCAGCCUGAGCCCGGGAAAGGGUCCCACGGAGCCCACGUCAGCUUGGCCCGGCCCAUCCUGCCCUGCUGGGCCUGACUGAGUGCCAAGGGGCCCACGCAGAGGAAGGGGGGUGUGGGUGAGAAAGAGGAGAGGGAGGGAGGGCCCCGGCAGACUGGGGAGCUCCGUGGGCAGCGUGGGGGCUGCCUGCUCUUGUCCCCUCUGGGCGUGUCCACCCUGCGCCCCCGCCCCCCAGCCCCCGCGUGGGGGGACGCCGCCUGACUGCUUCCCGCUGAGUUUGCUGCGUAAUAAAGAUCGCCCUGGUCUCUCC
Sorex araneus (European shrew) is the source of this 1279-nucleotide messenger RNA. RefSeq names its product small integral membrane protein 45 (gene SMIM45). NCBI's taxonomy places the organism in Eukaryota, Metazoa, Chordata, Mammalia, Eulipotyphla, Soricidae. The record is from RefSeq and is a predicted model, not a curated record. The transcript has 2 exons. Bases 50 to 526 code for a protein of 158 amino acids.